AUGAGAUCCUUAAAUUUUCAAUCAAUAGUCACACAGUUUUUUGAGGUAGGUCAGAAUUUUUGGCGCCAAAAAUUUGAAUUCAAAUUUUUACAGUAUGAGAGUACGGUAGUUGUUCGCUGGCCACUUCCAUUUGUCGUACUUCCGCCGGUUUUUACAAUACUUAUGGGUAGGUCAAAGAUUACUGUAGAUCAAAUUUUAGUUUUUUCUCUACAGUAACCCUAACCAUCACCAAUUUCACACAUUUGAACAUCACAAAUGACACGUUGCAAGUUUUUCUACCGGAUGAUAUGCAAUCGUUGCGAGACCUCAAACAACUCAUAUAUUUAUUUCCGCCGCGAGACCCGCAACGCGACACCUACAGUAUUUUUGGCGCCAAAUUUGUGUAUACGGUAAUUGAGGCGCGAAAUGAGCAAGGGAAUAUUUUGGAAAGCGAGGGAAUUCGAAAAAUGGUCGAGUUGCAUAGAUUUGUGAUGGCGAUUACGGUAUGUUCCUUUAAACAUUUUUGAAUUGUUGAAUUUUGCAAAAAAAUCUAGCAUGAGCAAUGCUCGAAAAUACAGUAACCCUACCCUGUCAGAAUUUCAGGAAAAACAUGGUUUUUUUGUUGAAAAAACUUUAACAUGAGCAAUGCUUUCGAGAAAUUCAGAAUUUCUCUAAUCUGAGCAAUAAUAGGUCAAUUUUCAUGAUACUUAACCCAAAACUCUCCAAAAAAAUUUCCAGACCGCCUCAGGCAUAAAAUUCUCCGAAAUCUGCCUCAAAACCGACGAAAACUCGUGCACUCUCCACCCAAUUUCAUUAGCUCUCGAAGAUUCGGAGCCCGAAUUAUCGAUCCAAUUUCUGUUGAGAUAUCCAAGUCUCAAAUUCGGCGACGAAUUUUCAAUCGAUAAUGCAAUGGUUUUCGGCGGAGUCGAGACAAUUCCGAAGUCACAGGAUUUCGACGGAAAUUCGGCAAUUCAAAAAGCCAAGGCAGUUAGGCUAACUUAUAUUUUGGAGAGCUCGAAAGCUGCCGAUUUGUGGAUUGAUGCGUUUUUGCGGGAAAUUGGGAAGUUUGAGGGGAAAAAUAAUAAUGAGACAACGAUUUUAUGGUCAAGUUCGAAAAGUUUGGCAAAGGAAAUGGAAAGGAAUGGGGAGGUUUGUAUUGGGAGAAAAUCAGUUAUGACGUGGAUUUUUUUGAAACUGUAAAGCAAGUUUCGUUUUCAAAUUUUUUUUUGAGAAUAGAAUUUUUCAAAUUUUCUAGCCUGAUUUAUUUAAAUUUUUGAAGAAAAAAAGAUAGAUUUUUCGGCGGAUAAUUGAAAAAAUUAAAAAUUUAUCUAACAUGAGCAAUGUGAAAAAAUUCCCCAUUUCAUUUUUUUUCCAGCUCCUUAUCCCGUGGAUGCCGUGGACUUCUCUAGUUCUCAUCAUUUUUUGCAUGUUUGCCUGUAGUUCUCCAAAAUCUUUGGUGAAAUCACAGCCUUUUAUUGGAUUUUUCGCCAUGUUCAAUGCUACAAUGGCUACAAUCGCAUCAACUUCGCUAUUGAUUUAUUUACAGUAUCCAUUUUUGCCGUUGGUUUUUAUUAUGCCAUUUUUAGUUGUUUGUGAGUUUUUUUUUUGGCGCCAGAAUCUUUUAAAAAAAUUGCGUUCGCUAAACAAGAGGCGGAGUGUCGUUGUUUUAUUUUUUGUUUAUGUUUUGUUUUCGAAAACAUAUGUGUGUGUUUUUCACUGUUUUUUUUUUAUUUUUUGCGACAAAUAGCUGUCUAAUGCAGUGAUUCACGAAAUAAAAACGUUUUUUAACUGUUAAAAAAAGUUUUUUUUCGUGAAUCAGCGCAUAAAGUAUUUAUAGUCGCAAAAAUGACGGAUUGGAAUGUGCCGGAUCUUUUGAACUGUAUAAAACUCGUUCUCAAUGAUGGUGUAGGUUUUUUCCCAUUUCACACAAUUCAUUUUCGUACAUUUCAAACUUUGUUUUCACAGAUAAUUCUUCAACCACCCCAAGAAGAUCUCAAAAAAUAUGAGAAAUCAGAGGAUCUCGAAGAUUUUGUGCAGGAUCUGUUCAAGAAAUCGGAAAGAGUUGGGGAAUUUUAUGACAACAUUGAUACGUUCAGAAAAGAUCUUGAAAAAGCAUGGGAUAUGCCUGAAUAUUAUCGAUAUGGAUAUGAUAGACCAGGGACGGAAUUCGCGAAAUCUUUCCGUGCUGGACAAACUGUCUAUAAAGACGAAAAGGGGAUUGAAUACUUAUCGAAACAUGAUAUGAUAUUGGAGUUUUAUGAUAUUUUCAAGGAUAUUCCUAUGCAUGAAAUGGCUUCAGCUUCUUUCUUGCAUUGGUUCUAUUAUUUAAUUCCACAACAAUACCAUGAACUGGAGAAUUCCUAUGAAUUAGUACCAUAUUCGAUAGGUUCAUCUAUGCGAAAAGCAGCUGAAGAAAUGGAUAGUGUUCAACCAUUCAAAGGUGUUAUACGAGAAAAAAACAUGUUCGAACUCCGAAAAUAUUUUGAUGAGGAUGAUGAAGAUUUUCUUAUCGAUCAGGUUCAAAAGCUUCUCGAUCAACAUCCAAUUUCUAGCGAGGAAUAUCAAGAAAUCUACAAGAAGAUACACGGGGAAAUUAGGGGAAAUAUUGAGAAGGCUAUGGAUGUUCAAGACAAUUUCAGAUUUGCAAUGGAACCCUCGAGAGAUCCUUUUCCAAUUGUUCGAUGUUUUACGUCGAAAAUAUCGGAAAAGCCAAUGAAGUUCUAUUUUGAAAAAGAGGUUUUCAGUGCGAUCAAAUCUUUGAGACAAGAUGUGAGAGACAAAUUUGAAUUCAAUGCUGAAACUAGAGAGGAACGGAACCUUGGAAUUGUGAAUGUGAUAACUGAGCAAAAUUUUAUCGAAAUUUUGGAAAAAUAUAAGGUUUCGAUGGAUGAUUUGGCUGUAAGUUCUUCAAAAAUUCUAAACAGUUUUUUUUCAUAAACAAAUUGUUUUCGCAGAUUAUAAGAAUGGGAUGUAAAAGUUUCUCAACUAUGAUCGUCCAGCCGAUUAUUUCAAAUUACGGAACAUUCUGCAAACUGGCGGCUGAUGCAUUCCUCCAAGUUGUACGAUAUAUGAUAAGAAAUUUGGAACUCUUCACUAAUAUCGACGAAAAUGAAUUUGCCAAUUUGAUAAUGUGGAUCGAGACGAAUUUGGCUGAUUUUUUUGGAAAAUCUGGAAAAAUAUGUGCAAUUGAGAUGUGGAAAAUCGAGGAGAUGAUUGAAAAAGCGAACCGGGAAUUGAAAUUGAAGAAAUCGUCAAUUCACAAACUUCCAUUGAAAGAAUCAUACGAAAAAUCGGAGAUUCUUGAUUUUGUUCAAAAAUCCUUUCAACCACUGAACUUGGAUUUGGAGGUUUUCAAAUUUCAUUAUACGAAAAUAAUUGAUAAAAGAAUUCCCAAAAGAAGUGAUGCUUAUAAAUUGUUGAGCACAUGCAUCGAACAUAAAAUAAUUGAUUCUUUGAAAGAUUUGCGGGUGGCUUUUGAUCAACAAAGUGGAAAUGGGAAAAAUGAAGUGGAUUCGAACAAAAUGAUGAAAGAAUUGGAAAUUGAUAAAAAGAUGGAAGAAGUUGUGGAAAAAGUUAAAGAAAUAGCCAAGUAAGAUUUUUUUUUUAAUAAAUGGGCUAAAACUUGUAAAAGCUAAUAUUUUUAGUUAUACGCUUGCACACUUCGAAGUUGGCAAAACUCAACCGAUUUCAAAAUUCGAAAAGUUAUUGGAAAUUCCAAAUUUUCGCGAAACAUUUGAUGACAAUUCAUGGAAAUAUCUGAAGGCGAUUUUCCAAGAUUUCGAAAAAACGAAACAAUUGCUGAAAAAUUUCGAACAUUUAUACGAUUUUGAGGAAAAAAAUGGAGAAUUAUUGUUUUCGAAAAAGGAAAAAUAUAUUGGAGAUUUGGAAUCGAUUCGAUUGAUGGAAAUGCAGGAAAUGGAGCGAAUUAAUAGAAAGAGGAAAUUGAGCGAGAAAGAGGAAUUGGAGCAAAAUCCGGAAAAAUUGAGGGAUGAAAAUAAGAAAUUGAGACGUAUUGUGGAUGAGCUUCAAGGGCAAUUGGAAGAUGAACGAAAGCGGUGAGUUUUUUAGCUGGGAACAUUUGAAAAUUUAAAGUUCCUGAGCCAAUUUAAUGUAUUUGAGAUACUCUGAUCUCUUAUGUCUUAUAUUAUAAGAUACAGUUCAUACUGUAGAAAAGACUAGACAGAAAAGUUUUUAUUGAAAGAAAGAACAAAAAAUCGCAAAAAUUUGCAGAUUUGAAGAAAUGGUGCAAAAAAUCAAAGAAGAAAACCAGAAGAAUGAGCAAACCACGCCAAGCGGUUAA
Messenger RNA from Caenorhabditis angaria, 4279 nucleotides. The record is from the annotation of a GenBank genome assembly. Lineage: Eukaryota; Metazoa; Nematoda; Chromadorea; Rhabditida; Rhabditidae.